AUGGCCGGCAGCUUCACCGCCGAGGCGGGCGCUGCGCUCGUCUUUCUCAUCCUCUACGUCUUCCUCUUGUCCUACAUGACCUUCAUGUAUGCCCGCAAGCGCUACGAAUGGAAGUCUCGCUACUCGAUCCUGUACCUGCACACGACGAUCCGAGUCGCAUCGCAGGCGUGCGGGCUAGCCUUCGCGAUCCUCGCCUGGCGCAACAUUGACGUGUUUGUCGCGUACCUCAUCCUCUCGGCCGAGGGCUACUUCUCGCUCACGAUCGCGGCCUACUACUUCCUAAAGCAUUACGAGAUCAAGCAUUUCGGGUGGUCGCGCCUGGGUCCCGCGGACCACAACGAGGGCGGACGCAAGCGCUUCCUCCAAGCCCUGUCCAUGGUUGCCGUCCUCAUGCCCUGGCGCUUCUGGGACCGCAACCUGCUCAUGAUUGUUGAUGCGUGGCUUAUCCCGGCCAACGCGAUCAUCAUCGCCGGCGGCUCGAUCAUGGCCGGCCUCAACGACAAGUCGAAACAGCUCGACCCAGACGACUACAACAACCGUCUCAACGUCAGCAAGGGGCUGCGCACGGCGGGCCAGGCCGUUUUCCUCGCCCUCACCGUUCUCUUCAUCCUCCUCUACAUCAACGCGGCGCGCAAGGGCCGCGGACUGAAGCACUCCUCCGAACGGACGAUGAGCAAGACGGCGCUCGCCAUUUUCGGUAUUGUCGGCGGCAUGCUCCUCGUGCGCGGUAUCUUUGGUGUCCUCCAGGCCGCAGUGUACAGUCUGUCGUACUCAAACCCGGAAAACUAUGACGGGCACGGCAUGAAGUCGCGCUUCACCGCGAUCGAGUACUGUCUCGCUGUCGUCCCGGAAUUCACCGCCGCGUUCCUCCUUAACAUGAGCUACUGGAGCACGGCGCGCGAGCCGUCUGUCGAGCUGAUCGACCCGGAGGACAACGCGACGGAGUUCGUGCGCACUAAUCGCGGUGGCCACGAGACCGAGUACGCCGCCGAAGACAAGAACUCAAAAUACGAGACCGUCCCGAAGUACACCCCAUAA
Molecule: messenger RNA, 1038 nt
Organism: Trichosporon asahii var. asahii CBS 2479
Lineage: Eukaryota; Fungi; Basidiomycota; Tremellomycetes; Trichosporonales; Trichosporonaceae
Exons: 1
Coding region: 1-1038 (345 amino acids)
Source: RefSeq, a predicted model, not a curated record